AUGGAGAAGAACUCAACAAGCUCAACGUCUCUCCCUCUGGCCGGUCGUGUAGCCAUAGUGACCGGAGCCACAAGAGGCAUUGGCCGUGCCAUUGCGGUCCACCUCCACACACUUGGCGCAAGAGUCACUCUCAAUUAUACAGAACAAGAGUUCGAAUCAAAAGUUCACAUCCUUGUGAAUUGUGCAGGUGUUUUGGACCCUAAGUAUCCAUCUUUAUCCGAGACCACACUUGAAGAUUUCGAUAAAACAUUCAGAACAAACACAAGAGGAGCUUUCUUGUGCUGCAAGGAAGGUUGGGGCUCUCUCUCGCCAGGUUAUGGAGUUUACACGGCCUCAAAGGCAGCGGUGGAGACAAUGGUGAAAGCGUUGGCAAAGGAACUGAAGGGAAGUCGGAUAACCGCGAAUUGCGUGGCGCCAGGGCCAAUUGCGACGGAGAUGUUCUAUGCAGGAAAGAAUGAUGAAAUGGUGAAGAUGCUUGCAGGGGCGUGUCCUAUGGGGAGGAUUGGUGAGCCAAAGGAUGUUGCCGAAAUUGUAGGGUUUUUGGCCGGUGAUGGUGGAGAAUGGAUUAACGGUCAGGUUAUUAGAGCCAAUGGAGGCUUUGUUGUUUGA
Molecule: messenger RNA, 609 nt
Organism: Arabis nemorensis
Lineage: Eukaryota; Viridiplantae; Streptophyta; Magnoliopsida; Brassicales; Brassicaceae
Source: the annotation of a GenBank genome assembly